Messenger RNA from Aspergillus costaricaensis CBS 115574, 621 nucleotides. RefSeq names its product YbhB/YbcL family Raf kinase inhibitor-like protein. The transcript has a single exon. The record is from RefSeq and is a predicted model, not a curated record. NCBI's taxonomy places the organism in Eukaryota, Fungi, Ascomycota, Eurotiomycetes, Eurotiales, Aspergillaceae. The coding region runs from base 1 to 621 and encodes 206 amino acids.
AUGGACAAACUCCAUCCCCGCAUCGAGGCCUUCCUGGGGCGUCUCUUGCGCAACAAACGAGGCCGCGACGCAAAACUACUCACGCGCACCAGUCCAGUUCUUCAGGCGCUUCAACCCACCAUCGCCGUAACCUCGUCCGUGGGCCCAUCGCAGUCUCCACUACCCGCAGAAUACACUCAGGUUGGCGCGAACCGCUUCCCGCCUCUUUCCUGGACGGUACCCAACGACUCCGUGCCCACGGAGAAAAUCAACAGCUACGUGCUCAUUGUCGAGGAUGCUGAUGCGCCGCUGCCGAAUCCAAUCGUGCAUGGGCUGUACUACGGGCUUUCAAAGGACAAAACCAGUAUCUCUUCAGAUGAUGUUGCUGUGGCGGACGCGAGUAAGAGGGCGUUACAGGGGGGAUUCCAGUACGGGGUGAACUGGCACCAGAAUGUGUGGAGUGGGCCGCGCCCGGUAUUGGGACACGGCUCGCAUCGGUAUUUCUUUCAGGUGUUGGCGUUGGGAAAGGCGCUAGAGGAGAAGCCUUGGGGGAAGGAGGAGUUGUUGCAGUGGCUGGAGACGGAGAAGGAGAGUGUGUUGGCUUGGGGGGAGUGGGUGGGCACUUUUGUGCGGGAGCCUUAG